Molecule: messenger RNA, 6597 nt
Organism: Ceratitis capitata (Mediterranean fruit fly)
Lineage: Eukaryota; Metazoa; Arthropoda; Insecta; Diptera; Tephritidae
Gene: hlk
Exons: 29
Coding region: 559-6045 (1828 amino acids)
Source: RefSeq, a predicted model, not a curated record
AAAUAUAUUUCAGUUGCGAGCGGACCUCUGCACGGAGUGGAACUAAAAAAUCUAAAAAAAUAAUAAGAAAUAAUCAGUCCGCGGAAAACGUUGAAGUUCAUCCAUCUAAUAAAUUUUUCCUACUACAUAUAUAUAUUUCAGAUAUAUAUAGUAUAUUUCACACAUUUUUUCACAGCAGAAUUUUUUUUUAGUUUUAAGUUAAAGCAAAAAGCAUAGCAAGAAUUUGAAAGUGCCAACUGCAAAGCAAAAAAAUAAAAUAAAAUAAAAAAUCAACGCAUUGUGAAAAUUUUCGCAACCAUAAAGUAACAGCUGCAUUUUUACGAAAAGAAAAUUUCAUGAAAAUAAUAUUUUACUCAACUCAAAAUCGCACAAAUUGAUACGAAAACGGAAACGCGACGUAACGUUGCGGUGUGAGAGGGCGAUCUGCGGAUCGGGCGAGUGAAGAAGCGCGUUUAGAGUAGUACGUACGAACGUAACCCGACGUAACGUAACGGAUUUUUUGUGCAACAACGGAGUCGUAAAGAGUUUUUCGUUUUUACAUUUUUUUUUUGUGGAAUAAUGACUUUUUCGCGUAAAAAAGUGCUAGCAUUAUGCGUUUGUACGCUUUUGGCACUCAUCAGUUUUCCCGGAUAUGUUGAUUGUGCUAAUAAAAAGGGAUCACAGGCUGCCGCAGCAGCGCCACCACCGGCGCCCAUCGAACCUGAAGCUGUCAUCGAAGAGGUCAAUGCCAAGCAAUUGGAAAAACUAUUGACCGAUAAGGAUUAUGUUGCUGUCUUUUGGUAUGCGCGAAGCUGCGUCACCUGUGAUAAAGUAUUAGCGGAACUCGAAAAAAUCGACGAUGACACCGAUUCAUUUGGUGUUGACUUCGUUAAGAUUAACGAUAAACGACUAGCAAAACAAUAUGGCAUUAAAAAUUUCCCAGCACUCACGUACUUCAGGGAAAAAGAACCAAUUAUCUAUGAUGGCGAUCUUAUGGACGAGGAGGGUGUACUCGACUUUCUCACCUCACUCGAGGCCAUGGACCUGCCCGAUCGCAUUGAAGAGGUUAAUUCAAAGAUACUUUUAAAGAUUAUCGAGGAUACUGACUUUGUAGCUGUGCUAUUCUGUCCCGAUCAUGCCACGUGUCCGCCUAGGGUGAUGGAUAAACCGCAAUGUCGCAAAUGUGCCAAAGCUCUGCAAGAAUUGGAAAAUAUCGAUGAUGAAGCGGAUCAGUUGGGCAUCGGUUUUGUUAAGAUACACGAUGAAGCAUUGGCUGAGGAAUACAAUUUGGGCAAUCUUCCAGUAUUGGUCUACUAUCGUCAUCAAACGCCGAUCAUAUAUGAAGGUGAAUUGUCACGCGAAGAGGAUGUCUUGGAAUGGUUGGUGCAAAAUAAAUCGACGGGUGAUGAGGAUGACGUCAUCGAAGAUGUGACAGCUAAGACACUCUCCACAUUGAUCAGCAAUAUCGAUAAUUUGGUUGUAUUAUUCUAUGAUCAUGGUAAUGAUGAUUCAAUGACCGUAUUGGAAGAGCUAGAACAAAUUGACGACGACUGCGAUAAACAUGGUAUUCAAUUUGUUAAAAUUGAUGAUACAAAAGCCGCAGCGGAUUAUGGAAUCGAUACGAUUCCGGCAAUAGUUUAUUUCGAAAAACAAAUUCCAAAUAUAUACGAUGGUGAUCUCAUGGCUGAGGAGCAAAUAUUGCAUUGGCUGGUGGGACAAUUAGAGCAUGAUGAAAUUGAGGAUGUUACCGAUGAGAUGCUCGACAAGAUGGUGAAGGAGGGACGCGUUAUGGCGGUGUUAUUCUAUGAUAACAAUGAUAAGAAAUCCCAAAGAGUACUCGAAGAAUUGGAGAAUAUCGAUGACGAAUGCGAUGCGUUGGGUAUAACUUUUGUGAAAAUCGACAAUCCUGAAGAGGCCAUCGAAUACGGCAUAAAUAAAGUUCCUAAAUUAAUUUACUUUGAAAAAGGCAUUCCAACCAUUUACGAAGGCAAUCUUGAGGAUGAAGAAAAAUUGCUAAAAUGGCUCGAAGAGCAAACGACAUCCGAUCAAAUUGAGGAUAUAACCGAUGAGAUGUUGGAUUUGAUAAUUGAGAAAAUGCCAUAUGUCGCUGUACUCUACUACGACAAAGAUCAGAAGAAAUCACAAAAAGUACUCGCCGAACUAGAGAAUAUCGAUGAUGAGUGCGAUCAAAAUGAUAUCGCUUUCGUGAAAAUCGACGAUGAUAGCGAAGCUAAGGAAUGGGGUAUCGAUGAUAUACCAUCGAUUGUUUUCUUCGAGCGUGGCAUACCGCACAUUUACGAAGGCGAUCUAAUGAAGGAGGACGAACUAUUGGGUUGGUUGGUACAUCAGAAAAGACAUUCGGAAAUUCCCGAAGUCACCGAUGAGAUGAAGGACAAAUUAAUUGAGAAUACUGAACAUUUGGCGGUGAUUUUCUACGACAAGGAUGACAAACAAGAUAUACGCGUACUCAACGAACUCGAGAAUAUCGAUGAUGAACUCGAGAAGGAGGGUAUCGUAAUCGUACGCAUCGAUAAUGCUGCCGAAGCUAAGGAAUACGGUCUCGAUCACUUACCGGCGCUCAUUUAUUUCGAAAAUAAAAUACCCGCACUCUAUGAGGGUGAUUUAAUGAAUGAAGACGAGGUCUUAGAAUGGUUGAUAUUACAAAAACGUACAGCCACGAUUGAAGAGGUCACCGAUGAGAUACUCAUUGAAUUGAUCAAUGAUCAUGAAUAUGUUGUAGUCUUCUUUACGGGUCCCUGCGAACCGGGUGAGAAAUGUGAUAAGACUUUGAGUGCGCUGGAAUCGAUCGAUGAUGAGCUAGAUGAGGCGGGCAUCAUUUUUGUGACGACUGAAGAUACAAAUAUUGCUAAGAAACAUAAUAUCAAGAAUUAUCCACAAUUGGUAUUCUUCAGAAAUCGUGAUCCAUUAGUCUUUACUGGCGAUUUAGAUGAUGAAGAUGAGGUAUUGUCGUGGAUAACUGAUGAAGAUACACUGGAGAUACCCGGUAAAAUUGAAGAAGUUAAUACAAAGAUGUUGGAUAAGAUAUUGGCGGAGAAUGAUCAUGUGGUUGUAUUCUUCUAUCGCGAGGGCGAUAAACGUGCCCAAAAGAUUUUGAACGAGCUGGAGAAUAUCGAUGAUGAAUGCGAGGAAAAAGACAUUGAUUUCGUGAAGACCUCAGAUCCUGAUGUCGACAAGGAAUACGAUUUGGCUAGCCUGCCAGCAUUGGCAUUCUACAGGCACAAGUUCAGAACCAUUUAUGAUGGCGAUCUCAUGAAGGAGGAGGAAAUUCUUGACUGGGUCAUUGAUCUGCAUGAGUCCACAGCUGAUGUCAUCGAAUCGGUAGAUCGCAAAACGUUGCAGGUUUUGAUCAAUGACGUCGAACAUUUGGCUGUAUUUUUCUAUGACGACAAAUGCGAAUCGUGUCCACAAAUCUUAGAGGAAUUGGAAACUAUCGAUGAUGAUACCGAUAAGCAAGGCAUACAAUUUGUCAAAUCGAAUGAUGUCAAGUUGGCGCAUGAAAUUGGCAUUUUCGCAUUCCCCGCUUUGGUUUACUACGAGACGGGCGUACCAAUUAUGUAUGAUGGUAACAUUGAAGAUCCUCAAAUUGUCUUCAAAUGGAUUUUGGAACAAAAGGCCGAUGAGAGUAUAGAACUGAUAAAUCGUGACACACUCAAUGAAUAUAUAGGCACCAAAGACUUUUUGGCAGUCAUCUUUUAUAAAGAGGACGAUCCAGAUGCACCACGCGUACUCCGUCACAUCGAACUGAUUGAUGAUGAGGCAUCGGAAUAUGGCAUACAUAUUGUUAAAAUGCAUGACAAGUUGAUGGCGAAAAAAUAUGGCUAUCGCAAUCCGCCUGGCAUAACAUAUUUCCGUAAGGGUAAACCCAUUAACUAUGAUGGCGAUAUUGAUGAUGAGGAGGAGGUCUUGGAUUGGCUCACCAGUCCGGCGAAUAUGGAAAUGACCGAUCAUAUAGAGAAGGUUAAUCGUAAAAUGUUUGAGAAGAUACGCAAAUCAUCGGAUUAUUUGGCUGUGAUUUUCUAUAGCGAUGAGUGUAAACAAUGUCCGCGUGUACUCGCCGAAGUGGAGCAUAUUGAUGAUGAAGCCGAUAAGGCGGGUAUCGAUUUUGUGAAAAUCGAUGAUAAGCAAAUGGCAAAGGAGUUUGGAGUUUUUGCAUUGCCAGCUAUUGUUUUCUUUAAGCCAUCAUCGAAGGAACCAGUUAUCUAUGCCGGUGAUCUUUAUGAAGAAGAACAAAUUCUUGCUUGGUUACUAACGCAAAAGGACCCAAGCGGAGAUGUUAUCGAAGAUCUUGAAGGCGAGAAACUGGUUCAAUUAAUCGAAGAGUCCGGUUCGAUUGCUGUGUAUUUCUGGAACAAGACGCAGUGCGACAUUUGCACAUCGAAGGCAGCACGCAAAGCGCGCCUGAAGAAAGAGCGCGAGGCCCAACAACAAGAUGGCGGCGCUGGAGCAGCGGCCGCAUUUGGCGGUGAAGCCGAUGCGGCUACAGCCGAAGCCGAGGCAGCAGCAGCGGAUGCACCACCAGCUAAGACCACGGCCACUAGCAGCAAACACGACGAUGACGCCGAUGGCUGUGAGCAGUGUACGAAAGUUUUGGAGGAAUUGGAGAAUAUCGAUGAUGAUUGUGAUAAACAUGGCAUUACGUUCGUUAAGACUCGUGAUUUCUCGGUUGCCGACGGUUAUGGCGUGCAUGAGUAUCCGGCAUUGGUGUACUUCGAGGGCGGUAUUCCAAAUGUAUUUGAAGGUGAACUAAACGAAGAGGAGGAAGUGCUACAGUGGCUUAUCACACAAAAGACUGAAGAUCGUAUUGAAUUAAUUACACGUCAGAUGCUGGAAACUAUGGUUGAGGAAACACAAUAUUUGGCGGUUUAUUUCUUACCCACUGAGCGCAAUGGAAAACCACCCGCUUAUUGCCGCAGUUUUUGUUCGCCUGCCUCUUUAUAUGGAAGCAUGAACAACACCUCGAAACACGCAUCCAAACAAUUCAUUAAGAAUUACAUUUCACGCAAAAGAAAACGUAUCGAAAAUCAAGACAAAAUCAACUGUAAUAUAUGCGACCAAAUUCUCGAAGGUCUGGAGCUGAUCGACGAUGAAUGUGAUGUCUUUGGCAUUCAUAUGGUUAAAAUACAAGAUCCACAAUUGGCCAAACGAUAUUCGAUAAAGACAUUCCCAGCUCUUGUGUAUUUCCGCAACGGCAAUCCGUUACUCUUCGAGGGUGAUCUACAAAAUGAACAAUCGGUUUUGGAAUGGCUCAUUGAUGAUGACAAUCGCGAGUUGGCUGAUGAGAUUGAAGAAGUGAAUGAACGUAUGUUGGAUCGUUUAAUGGCUGAGUCCACAUUAUUGGUGGUGUUCUUUUACGAUGAAGAUUGCGCCGAAUGUGAGGAGAUCCUUGAGGAGCUUGAGGAGAUCGAUGGCGAAGCGGAUAUGUUUGGUAUUGACUUUGUGAAAAUCGCCAGCGUAGAAGCGGCGAAAAAGUAUGAUGUGGUGAAUAUACCAUCACUGGUCUAUUUUAGAAAACAAGUUCCUGUUUUGUACGAUGGCGAUUUGCAUCAACACGACAAGAUUAUAACCUGGUUGACAUCGCAAGAUGUUUUCGAAAUCAAAAAUGAGAUCGAGGAAGUGAACCGUAAAAUGUUGGAUAAACUGCUUGAAGAAAAUGAAUUUAUAACGGUGUUCUUUUACGAACACAAUCAGCAAGAUAGCAUUGCCUCGCUAGAAAAACUGGAGAAUAUCGACAGUGAAACGGAUAAUUUGGAUAUAACAUUCGUAAAGAUGGCCGAUUCGCGUUAUGCCAAAAAAUGGGGCGUUACAAAACUGCCAGCUAUGGUGUAUUUCCGACGUAGAUUCCCCAGCAUUUAUAGAGGUGAUCUUCUCUCCGAAGAUGAGGUACUGGAAUGGUUGCGCAAAAACCGUUUCCGCCAACCGGAACUCAACAUAUUCAUGUAUGCGCUCAUCGCCUUGGCCGUCGGUUUCUUAUUGUACACUGCCUUCCUGCUGCAAUGCUUCAAGCCAGCGCCACCGCCACCACCGCAACACCCCAAACAGUCGUGAUAAGUUAAACAAAAAACAUAAAUGGACAACAGAAUUACUACAAAUAGUUAAAUUUAUAAUACAUGAAAUUGCAUAAAAAAUUAAACGGAGCAUACAUACGUACAUACAUACAUAUAUACGUACAUAUAUACAUACAAAAAUACCCAGUGGAACAUACAAAUGUGGCACAACAAGCAAACUUACAUAUUUGAGGAAACAUUUCAAACAUACACGUACACACAAACGUAUAUUUUUUGUGUAAAGAAAAACGACCGAAUGACGUGCAAAACAUAAACACAAAAAAUUAAACUAUUUUGAAAAUUAUCAUCCAAUAUCAACAAUCGUCUAAAUUAGACGUCAUGGAAAUGAAAUAUAACGAACUUUUUUUUCAAACACACAUACAUGCAUAGCUACAAAGCGCACCCAAAUUAACAUUUACCAAUUUACCAACGUGAGAGAGAGAGACAUAAAAUGUAUCGAUUAUCGAUUUAUUAAUUCAACUUUGGGAAAAUGCUAUCAGUUAUGUGAAAUUCUUUAAAUAAAAUCGAAAUAAUUUUAGCGAAGAGUAAAAAA